Chelonia mydas (Green sea turtle) is the source of this 5646-nucleotide messenger RNA. RefSeq names its product spleen associated tyrosine kinase (gene SYK). Gene Ontology annotation, cellular component: extrinsic component of cytoplasmic side of plasma membrane; cytoplasm. The record is from RefSeq and is a predicted model, not a curated record. Gene Ontology annotation, biological process: protein phosphorylation; macrophage activation involved in immune response; cell differentiation. The coding region runs from base 784 to 2694 and encodes 636 amino acids. The transcript is spliced from 14 exons. NCBI's taxonomy places the organism in Eukaryota, Metazoa, Chordata, Testudines, Cheloniidae. Gene Ontology annotation, molecular function: non-membrane spanning protein tyrosine kinase activity; ATP binding; signaling receptor binding.
UUCACAGGGACGGAUUAGAGGCUGCAGACAGGAAAGGGAGAAGAAGACAGCUGAGGCAAAGCCACCCAGCGCCGAGCUGGUGCAUCCUGGCUGGGGAAGCCGCGGGCCUCCCUCGAAGUGUCAAGGCUGUUAAGCAAAUGGAGGGGGGAGCAGCUGCGGUCCUGCCCAAUGAGGAAGUAUGUGAGCUGAAACCAGGCUGGGAGGAAGUAGCCGGGGCUACCACAGAAAAUGAGGAAGCGAAGGUUUCGCUCACCCUGAACGCAGGUCUGGGAGGCAGCGCGCUGGGGUCGAGCCGGGACCCCCGCAGCAGGGCACAGCGGCUGCUGCCUCCGCUUCCCUUUGUGCUGCUCCCGGGCUGGGGGCGUCCCCCCGGGGGGAACCCGCCCCGCUGAGGUGUGGACGCUCCGGCAGCCUCGCCGCGGGGCUCAGCUGCAGCUUGCCCGCGGCCACCGGCUGCCUCGCUCAGCCGGGGAAGGGCGCCGCUUCCCUCCCCGCGGCCAGGAUCCCGGCGGAUCGCCAGCCAGCGGCGCUCCCCGUGCGCCGUGCCUAGGUAAGAGGCGCUGCCUGCUCCGGCGGGGGCUCGGGGUGGGGCGCGCUGGCAGGGGCGCGCUCGGGAGCCCGGCUGGCUGCGAAGGCAAAGACACGGGUUGCCGCUUUUGUGGCCCUGCAUCUAGCCCGUCGCUAGCGGAUCGGAGAGCGGGGGAAGCUUCGCGGCUGGACCGGGCUGCCGUUGUCAGGCUCAAGGUACAAAACGUUAAUCCUUGCUGAUCAAAAGGAAAAGCCAUGGCCGCCAACAUGGCUAACAGUGCUAAUCAUCUGCCCUACUUCUUUGGCAAUAUUACACGUGAAGAAGCAGAAGAUUACCUGAUGCAAGGAGGGCUGAGUGAUGGACUAUAUCUGUUGCGCCAGAGUCGAAACUUCCUGGGUGGCUUUGCUUUGUCCCUGGCACAUGGAAGGAAAGUUCAUCACUACACAAUUGAAAGAGAGCUGAGUGGCUUUUAUGCCAUUGCAGGAGGGAAGUCACAUAUGAGUCCUGCUGAACUCAUUAACUAUCACUCAGAUGAAGCUGAUGGUCUUGUUUGUCUACUGAGGAGACCUUGCAACCGGCCACCAGGUGUUGAGCCAAAAACAGGGCCAUUUGAGGAUUUAAAAGAGACCCUUAUCAGGGAAUAUGUCAAACAAACUUGGAACCUACAGGGUAAUGCCCUCGAACAAGCUAUUAUUAGUCAAAAACCACAGCUGGAGAAAUUGAUUGCCACUACUGCCCAUGAGAAGAUGCCUUGGUUCCAUGAGAAGAUCUCUCGGGAAGAAUCAGAGCACCGCGUUCUUUUAGGGACAAGGACCAAUGGAAAAUUUUUAAUCAGGGAAAGGGACAACAAUGGAUCCUAUGCUCUCUGUCUGCUCAGUGAAGGAAAAGUACUGCAUUAUCGUAUUGACAGAGACAAGACAGGAAAGCUCUCUAUACCAGAUGGAAAAAAGUUUGACACCCUCUGGCAGUUAGUUGAACAUUAUUCAUACAAACCAGAUGGGCUGCAAAGGGUCCUCACAAUUCCAUGUGCACGUCUUGGCUCAGAAAAUGCUAACAUCAUUUUUGACACCCGUCCACCUCCACUUCCUGGAACGCAUCCUAAGACUUGGUCAACAGGUGGAAUUAUCUCAAGACUCAAAUCGUACACCUUUCCAAAGCCUGGCAGCAAAAAGUUCCAUCCAUCCGUUCCUCAUGAUGAUUCAGCAUCUUUUAAUCCUUAUGUGCUGCAGAGGACGAGAGCUCUAAUGGGAGCUGAACAAGGAGAUCAGAGGGAUGCCUUGCCCAUGGACACAGAAGUCUAUGAAAGUCCAUAUGCAGAUCCAGAGGAGAUAAAACCAAAAAAUGUCUCCCUAGACAGAAAACUGCUGUCUCUGGAGGAAGGAGAACUUGGCUCUGGUAACUUUGGUACUGUAAAGAAAGGGCUCUAUAUGAUGAAAAAGGGUGCCAAGCCAGUAGCUGUAAAAAUUCUUAAGAAUGAGAAUAAUGAUCCAGCCGUAAAGGAUGAAUUACUGAGAGAAGCUAAUGUAAUGCAGCAACUGGAUAACCCAUACAUUGUCCGAAUGAUAGGCAUAUGUGAAGCUGAGUCCUGGAUGUUAGUAAUGGAGAUGGCAGAACUUGGACCAUUGAACAAAUUUUUGCAGAAAAACCGACAUGUCAAGGAAAAGAAUAUAACAGAGCUGGUGCAUCAGGUUUCCAUGGGGAUGAAAUACUUGGAGGAAAACAAUUUUGUACACAGGGAUUUGGCUGCAAGAAAUGUGUUGCUAGUUACCCAACAUUAUGCCAAAAUUAGUGACUUUGGGCUUUCCAAAGCUCUUGCUUCUGAUGAGAAUUAUUACAAGGCACAAAGCCAUGGGAAAUGGCCAGUCAAGUGGUAUGCUCCAGAAUGCAUGAACUUCUACAAAUUUUCUAGCAAGAGUGAUGUUUGGAGCUUUGGGGUUCUAAUGUGGGAAGCUUUUUCCUUUGGGCAAAAGCCAUAUAAGGGAAUGAAAGGAAGUGAGGUUGCCCAGAUGAUUGAAAGAGGAGAGCGAAUGGAAUCUCCUGAGGCUUGUCCAAGUGAGGUCUAUGACUUGAUGAAACUGUGUUGGACAUACAAGAUUGAUGACCGACCAGGAUUUUCUGCUGUUGAACUCAGACUACGUAACUACUAUUACGACAUUUCACAUUAACAAUGUGGAUACUAUGGACCUUAUGCUCACUUUGGUCUGCUGAAAGCUCCCUUCUGAAAAUGAAAGCCAAAAGUUUUAGCUUUAGAAAACAUCAUGACUUCAGUGUCGACAACAUAAAGAGCUUCAGCAGUACCAAAGUUCAAAGCAAAGCCCUUUGUAAUAGACGCCUUUACUUGCUUUCAGUGCAAUUUCCGGCCCUGAAAUAUCUUUUCAAAAGCAGACAUUGCUGCACUGUGUGCAGCAAAGACAGCAUAAUAGAUCUUUAGAAUUCUAUUAAAUUAAGUUUGUUUUAUUUUACAUACAGCCUUCUUGUCUUUGGAGGGAGGGAUGUAUAUUGCAAAUUCCAUUUUCUCUCUUUCAUCUCUUCCUCUCAUGCAUAUAUUUGAAUACAGAGCCAGCAUAAAAGCCUUGCUACUAAUUUUCUCACUACUGUUAUUUACCCUAAAAAUUACUCAGAAGUCCCCAAGCUUUGAUAAAGCUUUUUCUCCCAGUGAGAGGAAGGUAUUGAUCUUUGACUGUUUAAUUCUUAGUUUAUAUCCUAAUGUACUCUACCUGGACCACUGAAAUCCUCUCAAGUAAAAAGCCCUACACUCCCCGGCAGUAAUGCAAGGAGAGAGGAAACAGCAUUUGUGAAUCCCUACCGUGUGGCAAGGAAGCAUCCAUUCCCCUCUGAAUUCUCCUCUUCCCCCGGCCUGCCCCCAUUUCUAUUCAGGACUCUCCAGCUUGUCUAGGGGAAUAGUCAUAUAUACAAGAGGAGUCCUUGGGGCAUGCUUCCUUCUAGAAGAGGGAGUAACAAUGCCUCAGUUAAUGUUGCUCAGUAUUAAACUUAUUGUCUGUGUCUGCAUUAGCUGAGAGAGCAUAGGUUGGCCAGUGGAAGCAUCUCCUUUUCUGUCUUACCUUUGUCCUCGUCCUCCGAUGUCUUUUAUGGAUUAUGUCUUUUAACAGACAUCCUGAUGUUGUAUGCCAAACAGCUACCACCUCCUCUUUCAAAUUCCUCCUCUUCCACAACGCGCUUCCACAGAUUCCAAGGCCAGAAGGGACCAUUGUGAGCAUCUACUCAGAGCUCCAACACAGGCCAUACAACUUCCCCAAAAUUCCUAGGGCAUACCUUUUACAGAGAUCCAGGCUUGAUUUAAAAAUUGUCCGUGAUUAGGGGAUCCACCAUGACCAUUGGUAAAGUGUUCGAAUGGCUAAUUACUCCCGCUGUCAAAAAGUGACACCUUAUUUCCAGUCUGAAUUUGUCUAUCUUUAACUUCCAGCCAUUAGAUUGUGUUACACCUUCCUCUGCUGGAUUGACAAGCACAUUAUUAAAUAUUUGUUCCCCCUCUAGAUACUUAAUCGAGUCACCUCUUAACCUUCUCUUUGUUAAACUAAAUAGAUUGAGCUAGAUGGCAUGUUUUCUAUCCUUGAAUCAUUCUCAUGGUUCUUCUCUGAACCCCCUUCAAUUUAUCAAUGUCUUCCUUGAAUUGUGGGCACCAGCACUCUAAUAUUUUAUAAUAACGUCAUUGCAUAAAAAGGGAACUCUCAAGACAUUUGAAGUGCAACCAGUUUUUCACUUCUCACUCUGCAGGAAUCAGAGCAUCCCCCAGCCCCAAUCCCUUUAUCCCAAGGGAUCCAUCUGCCUCAAUUUCAUUACCUUUGCCCUUCCCAUAAUGUUAGUGUUUGUGCUACCAUUAUAGCUUUCAUCUUGCAUUAGAUUGUAAACCCUUCAGGAAGGAGUCUUUGUCUUUCUGUUUGUUUGCAAUGCACCAAACUCUCUCUGGCAGUGUAUAAAGAUAGAUAACAAAUCAUUCAGUUCCCCUCAUUGUUCCCUAUUGCCACUUUUCUCCAGUCUCAUUUUAAAUAUUCCAAGUUUAUCCUGAUAUGUAGCCUAAAUUUUCAUUCCCUUUCUUAAUUACAGCCCCGUACUCCAAUACUGUUUUUGAGCCUUGUAUUCAAUCCUAAAUAAUUAUUGGUGUUUACACCUUCCAAAUAUAUGUAGACUAUUCUUAUAAGAUAACUAGUUCCCAAAAUUAAUUUAUUGGCAUGCACAUAAAUGGAUGCACAUUUUAUUACUACAGGAAAUACGGGUAUGCAAAGGUAGUGAAGAAUAAUGUUUAAGGUUUGAUAUAUUUAUUUCUAUGUAUUUUCAGAACAUAUGUAUUUUACCAUGGAAUUAACUGGGUAUUCUAAAAGUUAAUUUAGAUGGUAUUUUUGUCCUUUGAAAAAGAAAUUGAUUACACAGUGCCAAUGUUUCAAACAUAGAAGAGGGUUAUAGAAGUUUGGUUUCCAUUGUGAAAUAUUUGUAGGUACUGUAGAUCUAAUGUAAGAGAUCAUUUGUUUCUUUUUACUAAAUUAAUGAUAAAUGUCCUACGUUUUCAAAAUUGACUAGUGAUUUUUCAAUGCCUCAGUUUUGAGGUGUCCAAUGGAGGACAUUGUAAAGGUACCUGAUAUUUAAAGACACUCAAAACCACGAUUUGCUUUUGAAAAUGAAGGCUAUUUAUCUUUAUCCAAGUGGGACCAAUAAAUUGGUUGGUUUGAAAAGCUAGAUAUCUCAGCAUCUGUUUUUCUGCAUGGCCAUGUUGUCCAGAAGUGGCCUCUAUUUGAUUUUUGAGCACUCACUUUUGCACAGACAAUUUAGAAUCUCCAUGUGCGGUAAUCCACCUGUGCAUGAAAGUGGAUGUAAAUCAAGCACAAGUGAGAUUUGAGUAUAAAAUCCCAUCACCAAGAAGGGCUACAAUUCCACAUGCUCUCGGACCCUCUGAGAGCAUGGCCUAAUGUGACAAAGUUGGGGAGGCCCAACCUCCUCCCAUUUCUUUUUUAAAACAUUUUUAAAAGUGAAGAAAGAUCCUGAUUAGUAUUAUUUUAUUGUUUUUUAGCUUUGCUAUAAAAGCCUACAGCGUAUGAAUACAAAAUUUUGUGACCUAAAUGAAUAUAUUAUUAAACUGAAAUUAAAGGUAUUCUUUUGUAAAA